ACAAUACAAACAUGACAAGAUCGAUAGAGAUAUAAACUGUUGACGGGUAUCGAAAAACCUAUAAAGUGUGCAUUGUACUAUCAUGUGCACUUUGAAUAGAAUAAAUAACCAUGAAAAACGUUGUGCGAUUUAAACUUGAAUUAUAUACACAGUCAAAUCCGACUCACUAUCAUGAUUGAUUGUGUAUCUAAAAGUGAAUUUUAAAAAUAUGCAAACAUAUAAAAGUGAAUAUAUAACAUGACAGAACGUGUUCAAUAUAGAAGUGUAUCACAAGAGGAUACUGGUGUAUCACAAGAAGAUACAGAUGACGAACUUCUAGGGGACCAUAAAGUGACGAACGGAAGUACAGUAACAAUAUUAGGGGGUGAUGAGACAGGGACUGUAUCAGGAAGUAAUGUUCGUUUGACUGAAGCUAGUUCUUCAUAUAGUAAUCACAAGAGAAUCCAGGAAUGUAUUUGUAAACCAAAGAACAGGAAAAUUGCAAUAGGAAUUCUGAUAUGUACAUUCGUUAUUAUUGUUCUCAUUUUAUUGGGUGUUGGAUUAAGUAAUAUAAAUCUUAAGCAUUCUGUUCAUGAUCCGGAUAAGCAUUCAAAGACUAAAGUUUCUAGCAAUGGUUGAUGAAGUUUCAGUAGUAUAUUUUGAAAAGAAACAGUACUUUACACAAACUGAAGACAGCAAUCCAGAUGAUUUGUUGGGAAAUAUUGUUGAUGUGUAUGGAAAGAAAUAUUUCAAAACAUAAACAUAUACUUCGCCUUGUACCAGAGACAAUGACCAGAUGUACUUUUCUCAUUGAAGAAAUCCAGAGUUGAAUUAAGGAACAUUGUAUUAUAGUGAAUAAAAUAUCUUAUCUUCACAAAGUUUUAUCCAAUAUAUACAUUCAAAAUUUAAAAUUACUGCACACAAUAGGACUAUCAACUUAUUUGUUUUAGUAUAUAGACCAAACAAAAACAACUCCA
Mytilus trossulus (common blue mussel) is the source of this 956-nucleotide messenger RNA. RefSeq lists its product as uncharacterized. The transcript has 2 exons. The record is from RefSeq and is a predicted model, not a curated record. Lineage: Eukaryota; Metazoa; Mollusca; Bivalvia; Mytilida; Mytilidae. Bases 238 to 618 code for a protein of 126 amino acids.